This is a messenger RNA of Linum tenue, 2998 nucleotides long. The record is from the annotation of a GenBank genome assembly. Lineage: Eukaryota; Viridiplantae; Streptophyta; Magnoliopsida; Malpighiales; Linaceae.
UGUCCGUUUAGGAGUGUUUUUUUAGCGAACCAAACACUCACAAGGUCACGAAUAGAGAAAGAGACCGGAUGAGAAGAAUGAAAAGGUGAGUGUUGAAAAGGCAAGAAAGAAAAACCUCCAAACCCGAAAACCAAACGAACGGAGAAAAGAAACAAAACCAAACGGAAGUACCGACGGGAACGGAGGAGCCUUUUCCCGGCUCCGUUCCUUCUCGAUUCACCUGAAAAUUAUAUCAUUAUCAUCUCAUUAACAAAAACAUUUGAAAAGAAUUCGACUAUCAAGCAGCCGCAUCAUCAUCAUCAUAUCCAUUGCUUCGCAAGAUCUGAACUCCAAGAUCCGUCUGCCAUGGAUUUCAUGAAAGUAAUCGAUCAGACUGUCCGCGAAAUAAAGCGAGAAGUUAAUCUCAAGGUUUUGAAGGUUCCUGAAAUCGAACAGAAGGUACUGGAUGCCACGAACGAUGAGCCAUGGGGGCCUCAUGGCACUGCGUUGCAAGAGAUUUCUCUGGCUACCAGGAAAUUCACUGAAUGCCAGAUGAUUAUGAAUGUGCUGUGGACGCGAUUGGGCGAGACGGGCAAAGAUUGGCGUCUUGUCUACAAGGCAUUGUCUGUCAUAGAGUAUCUGGUGGCACAUGGUUCAGAGCGCGCUGUGGAUGACAUUAUAGAGCACACUUUUCAGAUCUCCUCGCUUACAAGUUUUGAAUAUGUUGAGCCAAGCGGGAAGGACGUGGGGAUCAAUGUGAGGAAGAAGGCUGAAACUAUCGUAGGGCUUCUGAAUAACCAGGAGAAGAUACAGGAAGCAAGGAAUAAAGCUGCUGCCAAUCGUGACAAGUAUGUUGGUCUUUCGUCUUCUGGAAUCACUUCCAGGGCAAGUUCAGCCUCAUUUGGUAGUAGCAGCUAUAGUAGUAGUGAUCGAUAUGGGGGCUUCGGUGGUGGGAGAGAUACUGAUGGUUUCAAAGAUAGCUACAAAAAGACCGAUAAGGAUGCAUAUGUACCACGACGUGAUGCUGAUGUUAAAAGCAUAGAUUGUACCCUGGUGUAUUGCAUCUUGAUCUCUCAGUCUGACUUUUAUUUUCCCGGUUUGAAUUGCUUUCACUACAGCAAGGGCCAGCCUAAGUUUUCGCCUGAUGAAUCGAAAACUUCAGCAAACUUGAGAGAGACUAGUAAACCAAAUUCAAUUUCUAUUGAUGAUGACUUGGAUGAUGAUUUUGAUCCACGGGGAAAUUCGAGAAGUAAGUCGACUGCUGAAAUCUCUAGCCAGGUCGAUCUGUUUGGACAGAGUUUGGUGGGGGAUCUCUUGGAUGCACCUACAUCCGUUCCUGCAGAAACCUCUGUUAAGAACGGCAGUUCUGCAGAUGUUGAUCUGUUUGCUGAUGCAGAUUUUGUAUCAGCAGAACCUCAGGUCGACAAGGUACCAAGUCCUCAAGCACAGGUUGAUCUGUUUGCUUCUCAACCUGCCAUACCGGCUGCUGCUGCCGUUGCUCCAUCAGCAAUUGACUUUUUUUCUGCCGGCGAACCACCAGCUGUGCCAGAGUCCAAAAAGCCUGUGGAAUUCAAUGCUGCAACUACCAGUGUUGUAGACCCUUUUGCUGCACUCCCGAUAAACAGUUUCGAUGGAUCUGAUCUUUUUGGCGACUUCAGCUCUAGUACCACUUCAGGUACUACGGAACCUACUAAGAAUCCACCUACAAGUGAUGCUGGCACAAUUGAGAAUCCAGCACAGCUUCCACCAAAAAACCAGAAUUUUCAGGUGAAAUCUGGGAUCUGGGCUGAUUCGCUGAGCCGUGGGAUAAUCGAUCUCAACAUAUCUGCACCCAAGAAGAUAUCCCUGGUUGAUGUUGGAGUGAUGGGCGAUCUCGGUGGAGGACAAGAAGAAAAGGAGAAGUCGGCAGCAGCACCCCCAACAUUUUACAUGGGGAGGGCAAUGGGAUCAGGGUCUGGUCUCGGCAUGUCAGGGUUUACGACAGGACCUUCGUCUGGGUUUGCAUCUUCACAGCCACAGUCAACCCCUGCUGCCGGAACAGGAGCAGACCAAUUCUUCUCUAGCCUCGGCGGCAGUCAACAAUACCAGUUUGGCGCUUUCAAGUAAUCGCAUAAUGGGGUUCCUUUGAUGUUGCGCGGUUGAACUCCUAUGCUCAUGUCUCCAUUUGGCAAAAAGAUAAAAGUUUUUUUUAGGGCUGGAUAGUUUUGCUGUGUUGGCAAUUACAUCAGGAAAAGGGCAUUCAUGAUUUGGUGUUGUUUAAGGUCACGUUUGUCUCGAGUUUAUUUGAGUUUCUGUUAAAAGAGAGAUUUGUAAAACUUUAUUGAAACAUGCAAGGAUUCUGCAUCCAACUAUCAAUCAAUUUCGAAUAAACUGUGAGGCCUUCGUCGGUUGGUUCUUGAUCUACAGUACAAGUAGUGUCGUAACUUGCACUGGAUAUAGUUUGAAUCCCAAAACUCUCAGAGACAACAAGCCUUCAAUCAUACAACUGCAGAAUGCAGAUAGCUAGAGGCUUAGAAAUCCCUUCAGCCACAGUUUGUUUCUCCUAGUUAACACUUGCAUCAGAAAAAAGAAGAAAAAAAACUGCUGAUACCGUGGUGUGCCCAAACAGAAAAUGGUACAGCAAGUAUGGUAUUCCUUCAAAGCCAAGAUCAGAGCCAAGACUUUGUGUUCCAGCCAAGUUUUGAGGGCUGGAAAUCGUUGUUUGCUGACAGAGUAUGAUCGGUUAGCAAGAAUGGGGUUAUUACAAAGAUGAAGCGAGCAUGUCAGUUUAACGAAUCAGAAGGUGAUCAGCCUUCCCCUCACAAUUGCUGCUCCUUUCAUCACUUCUCUCACGGAUCCAAUUACGAAAACCUACGAGCAAGAAAAUAAUGCAGCUUAUGGUGACAAUAUCAAAAGCCAACUAGUGGAAAAGGUAACAAAGUUCUGCAAUGAUGAUAUAAUAUGUUUAGCUGCAGGGUUUUUUUACGCUAGAUCCAUUGCGAGACCCUAUGCCUCGGAAUGGUGGUUAGAAAAUCUCACC